Lepidothrix coronata (blue-crowned manakin) is the source of this 968-nucleotide messenger RNA. RefSeq names its product nuclear transport factor 2 (gene NUTF2). The record is from RefSeq and is a predicted model, not a curated record. NCBI's taxonomy places the organism in Eukaryota, Metazoa, Chordata, Aves, Passeriformes, Pipridae. Gene Ontology annotation, cellular component: nuclear pore central transport channel. The transcript has 5 exons. Gene Ontology annotation, biological process: protein import into nucleus. Bases 150 to 533 code for a protein of 127 amino acids.
AGGCAGAAAACACAAGACAGUGUGGAGGAAAAGAUGACGAAUCAGAAGAGGAAAAUAAAAAACCUUUCCAGGGAGAGAGAGUGUUCAGCAAAACCAUAUAUGAAUGGCACAGGGAAGAGUAAGUCACUGGCUCUGGGUGAGGAUUCAGAAUGGGAGACAAGCCUAUCUGGGAGCAGAUUGGGUCCAGCUUCAUACAACAUUACUACCAGCUUUUUGAUGCAGACAGGACUCAGUUAGGAGCAAUAUAUAUUGAUGCAUCAUGCCUUACGUGGGAAGGACAGCAGUUCCAGGGCAAAGCAGCCAUUGUUGAAAAACUCACUAGCCUCCCUUUCCAAAAAAUACAACACAGCAUCACAGCACAAGACCACCAGCCUACACCUGACAGCUGUAUACUCAGUAUGGUAGUGGGACAGCUUAAGGCUGAUGAAGAUCCUAUCAUGGGGUUCCACCAGAUAUUUCUAUUAAAGAACAUCAACGAUGCCUGGGUUUGCACCAAUGACAUGUUCAGGCUAGCAUUGCACAACUUUGGCUGAGCUGCCCAGCCCGAGGCUCCCGUGCUUUUUUUUUUUUGUUUUGUUUUUGUUUUCCUCCUCUCCUCCUAACUGGUAUUAUUCACACUCACGGAACAUUCCAAAUAUCAUACACAAACCUGCAGCACUGCAGAGCGUGAGCAAGCAAGACUUGUGACCUGCCCUUCUGCUGAGUUUACAUUGUCACUAGAUGAGUUUCUUGUGCAUGAUGUUUGGAAGUUAGACUUAGCUGCAUUUGAUAAAGAGAAAUUUUGUGUUGUACCAGCAUGCCUCGGAAAGAAUUUAUAAUGCAAAAGGUUGUUGUUUAUGUACUGACAAGAUGCUCUUAUAACCCAAAGAAAUGAAAGAACAGCAGCCUGUACAGCCCAGUUAUUGAUUUGUUCAGAUGUUUCAAUGCUACGUUACACAAUAAAACAGAGAUUUUCUUAAAAGUUUAAA